AUGGAUCUAGCUGCUAUUAGGGUAGCUACAGAUGACUUUUCAGAUUCAAACAAGCUUGGACAAGGUGGGUUUGGCACUGUUUACAAGGGUUUGCUACAAAAUGGGAAGGAAGUAGCUGUUAAAAGACUGUCAAGAAAAUCAUGGCAAGGCUUGGAGGAGUUUAAAAAUGAGGUCAUACUCAUUGCAAAACUUCAACACAGAAACCUUGUGCGGCUCUUGGCAUGCGGCUUUGAAGGAGAGGAAAAGCUGCUUUUGUAUGAGUUCAUGCCAAAUAAAAGCCUUGAUACUUUUAUCUUCGAUUCGGAAAGACGAGCUGAACUCAAUUGGAAAACAUACUACAACAUUAUUGAAGGUAUUGCCAGAGGACUUCUGUAUCUUCAUGAAGACUCCCGGCUUAGAGUCAUUCAUAGGGAUUUAAAGCCCAGCAAUGUAUUGUUGGACCAUGAAAUGGUUGCCAAAAUAUCAGACUUUGGCUUGGCAAGGAUAUUUUGUGAACGUCAGAACCCCACUAAAACUAGAAGAGUUGUGGGAACAUAUGGAUACAUGGCUCCAGAGUAUGCAAUGGAGGGUCUAUUUUCUGUAAAAUCUGAUGUUUUCAGCUUCGGUGUAAUCUUGCUUGAGAUCAUUAGUGGGAAAAGGAAUAGUGGAUUCUACCUUACGGAACAUGCCAAGACACUCAUUGCAUACGCAUGGCGACUAUGGAAGGCAGGAAAAGAAUUGGAAUUUGUGGAACCUUUGUUGAUGGAAUCUUGCACAAAAACAGAGGUUUUGAGAUGCAUGCAUAUUGCGCUGUUGUGCGUCCAGGAAGACCCUGCAGAAAGACCAACCAUGUCAGCUGUGGUUGUAUUGCUUGGAAGUGAAUCAGUUGAUCUUCCCGAACCAAAGCAGCCAGCAAUAUUUGCUGUACGUAGAGUUCUUCCAGUUAAUGAGUCUAUAACUGAUCCUUCUGCAAAUGGUCUCACUAUGUCCAUAAUGGCGCCAAGGCUGAUAUUUCGUAGAAAAACAACCACCAAGAGACAUUACAAUAAGGGUGUGGGAGCAAAGCAGCCUGUCUCCCAAAGAAAGCCCGAUAGAACAAAAACAGAAAUAGACCACUUCAAAACACAGCCCAAAGGUCAAUCAAAAAACAAAGGGUUUAGGGGUGAUGAUGGUGGUGGUGAUGGCGGUGGCAGUGAUGGUGGGGGAGGUUGUGGUGGAGGAGAUGGGGGUGGUAGUGGUGAUGGCAGUGGGAGUGAGGUAGUGGCGGUGGUGGUGAUGGUGAUGGUGAUGAUGCUGACAGUGGUUGUGGUGGUGGUGACAGUGGGGAUGAUGGUGGGGGUGAUAGUGGGGGUGGUAGUGGUAGUGGUGGUGGGGCUAAGGGUGGUGGUGGAUGUGGUGGUGGUGACAAUGGCAGUGAUGGUGAUGAUGCUAGUGGUGGUGGCGGUGAUCAUAAGGAUGAUAGGGAUUAUGGUGGGGCUAGUAGUAGGGGCGGUAGUGAGUGGUGAUGGUGGUGCGUGGGGAGUUUUGAAUGCACCCAAACUUUUAUGA
Molecule: messenger RNA, 1527 nt
Organism: Prunus armeniaca (apricot)
Lineage: Eukaryota; Viridiplantae; Streptophyta; Magnoliopsida; Rosales; Rosaceae
Source: the annotation of a GenBank genome assembly